Messenger RNA from Rotaria sp. Silwood1, 5365 nucleotides. The record is from the annotation of a GenBank genome assembly. NCBI's taxonomy places the organism in Eukaryota, Metazoa, Rotifera, Eurotatoria, Philodinida, Philodinidae.
AUGCCUGAAAAAGUGCUUGAUUUAUUCGAUGAAAUCACAAUCGAACCUAACAAGUAUACUCUCACUGUUUUAUUUAAUGCCUGUGCUGAACUUGCUAAUGAUCGAGCAAUGAAAAUAGGAAAAAAACUUCUUAAUGAAAUGCCUCGAAAUUUUCAAAAUGAUGAUAUUCUAUUAACUUCAGCCGUUCAUAUGUUAAUAAAAUUUGGUGAUAUUCAAAAUGCUGAAAACAUUUUUCAAUUAAUUAAAAAAAAAAAUAUUAUUACUUAUGGUGCUUUGAUGAGAGGAUAUGUCCAAAAUCAAAUGCCAGAAAAAACUUUAGAUUUAUUUGAACAAAUUCAAUUAGACUUAAAUAAUUUUGCUUAUGCUACUGUUUUUAAUGCCUGUGGUGAACUUGCUAAUGAUCGAGCAAUGAAAAUAGGAAAAGCACUUCUGGAUAAAAUUCCUCAAAAUUUUCGAAAUGAUAAUAUUCUAUUAACUUCAGUAAUACAUAUGUUAAUGAAAUUUGGUGAUAUUGAAAGUGCUCAAAGGCUUUUUCAAUCAAUUCAAAAAAAAGAUAUUGUUACUUAUGGUACUAUGAUGAAGGGAUAUGUCAGAAAUCAAAUGCCUGAAAAAGCAUUGGAUUUAUUUGAACAAAUUCAAUUAGACUUAAAUAAUGUUAUUUAUAUUAUUGUUUUUAAUGCCUGUGGUGAACUUGCUAAUGAUCGAGCAAUGAAAAUAGGGGAAAAGCUUCUUAAUGAAAUGCCCAAAAAUCUUCGAAAUGAUAAUGCUGUAUUAAAUUCAGCAAUACAAAUGUUAAUGAAAUUUGGUGAUAUUGAAAGUGCUCAAAACCUUUUUCAAUCAAUUCAAAAAAAAGAUAUUGUUACUUAUGGUACUAUGAUGAAUGGAUAUGUCAAAAAUCAAAUGCCUGAAAAAGCAUUGGAUUUAUUUGAACAAAUUCAAUUAGACUUAAAUAAUGUUGUUUAUAUUAUUGUUUUUAAUGCCUGUGCUGAACUUGCCAAUGAUCGAGCAAUGAAAAUAGGAAAAGCACUUCUGAUUAAUAUUUCUCAAAAUUUUCGAAAUGAUAAUGUUCUAUUGAAUUCAGCAAUACAUAUGUUAAUGAAAUUUGGUGAUAUUGAAAGUGCUCAAAAACUUUUUCAAUCAAUUAAAAAAAAAGAUAUUGUUACUUAUGGUACUAUGAUGAAUGGAUAUGUCGAACACGAAAUGUCUGAAAAAGCUUUGGAUUUAUUUGAACAAAUUGAAUUAAAUCUAAAUAGUUUUGCUUAUACUACUGUUUUUAAGGUCUGUGCUGAACUGGCUAAUGAUCGUGCAAUGAAAAUAGGAAAAGUACUUCUGGAUAGAAUUCCUCAAAAAUUUCGACAUGACAAUAUUGUGUUGAAUUCAGCGAUGCAUAUGUUAAUGAAGUUUGGUGAUAUUGAAAGUGCGGAAAACGUUUUUCAAUCAAUCAAAAAGAAAGAUACUAGUACUUUUGGUGCUUUAAUGAAUGGUUACAAUAUGAAUGGUUUAUCAAGGAAAUGCUUUAAAAUCUUGGAAGAAAUGAUCAAAGAAAAUAUUUUCCCCGAUGAGAUCAUAUGGAAUAUAGUUAUCGGUGCAUGUUCAAAAAUUCGUUUACUUCGUCGUAGCCAAUAUAUUAUUAAUAAGAUUCCUUUUGAAAUUCAGAGUAAAAAACAAAUAAAAAAUUCGUUAAUUCAUAUGUGGGGUAAAUGUGCUUCAAUUGAAAAAGCACAAAAUGUAUUUGAAUCAAUUGUUGAUCGUGAUACAAUAACAUAUACUGCCAUGAUUAAUGCAUUUGGUCUCCAUGGAAUGGGUUCUGAAGCUAUUCAAUUAUAUAGAAAAAUGCCGAAUAAUCUACAUGAUGAAAUUUCACAUAUUUGUGUUUUAAAUGCAUGUUCUCAUUCGGGUCUUCUUCAAGAAGCUUGGAGUAUUUUUAAUGACAUUCCUUUAAAAACAGAGAGAAUUUAUACUACUAUGAUUGAUUGUUUAAGUCGUUUAUUUCUAUUUGAUGAAGCACAAAAUUUAAUCAAUGAAUACGAAAAAACAAAUGAACCAAGUUUAGUCAUGUAUAUAUCGUUAUUAUCCGGUGCACGUAAUAAUCGAAAUCGUAAUUUAUCUGAGAUGAUAUAUAAUCGAAUCAAAUUUUUGUUUCCUAAUGAAAAAGACCAUCUUAUGUCAGGAGCAAUUCUUCUUUCAAAUAUAUAUUCUUCAGUGGGACAACAUGAACUAGCAAGAACUUUUCGAUAUAAUCAAAUAAAAGAAUUAGAAACGAAUGUCAAACUAGGAUUAACAUGGACGGAAGAAUUCACAGCUCAUGAUUAUUCUCAUCCAAAAUCAUCAGAAAUUUACUCUGAACUUCAACGUUUCACAUCCGAAGCAAUUGCACAUGGUUAUGAAUAUGAUUCUUCAUGGGUAACUCGUCAAUUGAAAGAAGAAGAAACAAAUUUAUCUGUUCUAUGUGGUCACAGUGAAAGAAUCGCAAUUGCUUAUAAUUUUGUUGAAGAACCAGAUACAAAAUUUAUUCAAGUAACUAAAAAUCUUCGUAUAUGUGGUGAUUGUCGUAAGUUAACUUUCUUUUCAUUCCUAUCAUUCUCAAUAGUGUAUGAUUUUCUUUUUUAUAUAAGAUCAAAUGACAAAAAUGAUAACAAAAAUUCGACAAUGCCAUAUUAUUGUUAGUGAUGCUAAUCGCAUACAUCAUUUCCAUCCAAAUGGACAAUGUUCUUGUCAGGACCAUUUUUGAACAUUUUCUAAUAAAUUUAUUCUAUAGAGAAAUGUUCUUGUUUGAAAUUGUUGAUCUUUUUCUAGUAGAUUUUAUUGAUUAAUAAAAAACAAAACUUAUUAUUUAACGCUUGGUUGUUCAAAUAGAAAAUUCUUUUCUUUCUGAAAUUCAAUAAUUUGUGCGAACUAAGAUGUUUUUGAAAUUCGAUAUUGAAUGCAUAGAAUUUCGUAUAGAACGAUAAAAUUACGGUUUUCUCUAUUCUCUUACUCGUAGAGAAGAGUCUUGCGAACAUAAUUGUUUGCUUGCUUGCUUGUAUGUCCGCACUUCAGUGAUUGGUCCAAAACAAAGUGAAGAUAAAAGGGAUUAUUUUCCAUAAAACUAGACCAAUGGGUAAUCGGACGUGAGCAGUUCGAAUCUGAGGUUAGUUUUAACUAAUUAUUAACUAAUCAUUAAUUAUUAAUUAAUUAAUAAUUGACAUUUUUAAUAAAACUUGUCCAAAGAGUAAUCGAGGGUGAGUAGGUCGAAUCUGAGGUUAGUUUCAGCGAAUUAUUCAUUCACUAAUGAGAAUUAUUCAUAUACUUCUAUAAGACUUGUCCAUAGUUGGUCAGGGAUUAUAAAUCCAUAUCUGAGGAGUAUUUUAAUUGGUUAAUAAUUGAUCGAUAAUCAAUUGAUUCUUAUUAGCAAUGUUUUUUUCAAAAAAUUGGCUAAAGGGAAGGGACGAGGCUACUCAAUACGGAUCAGCGAUUGAUUUUAAUUAAUAACGUGUUAUUGAUGAAUUAUUAGUUCUUUGUGUUUUCGAUAGAACUUGAUCGAAGGUAAUUGAGAAUGGGUAAUCCAAAUCUGGAAUCUGCUUUGAAUUAUUAAUCAUAAACAUUUUUUACGACACUUCAAAGGGAAAAAUUGUGAUCAGUACUGGCAUCCAAAGUCUCUUGGUUUUUUACUAAGAACUACUAUUAUUCGUGUUUUUUCUGGCGAAAUUCACCAAAGAAUUUUUGAAAGAAAACAUAAGGAUGUAGAGAAGUUUGUAUUAAUAAGUUAGCAAUGCUAAGGAGUAGUAAAAUGCAUUAAUGUCAGCAUAAUUUAUAGAAAAACUUCGCUUGAGAAAAUUUUGAAAGAUGAAUUUCAAUCUGGAGCUAGCUACUAUUAUUUAUGUUUAUUAGGGAAAAUUUUGAGAAGCGUCCAUAAAUGGCACUUCUAGGAGAAAGAGCUGAGCGAGUCCAUUGACGAGCGUUACUUGUGUAUCUACGAUAUUUUAAAUAGUACUCUUGAUGAGAAAAUUUGGAUUCCAAAAUUGAAGAUAUAAUUUGUAUAGUACGGAAGAGCUUUUUUCAAAGCAAUAACAAUUUUCAUAAAAUAUUUCUUGUUAUUGUCGACUAUAGAAUUGAACUGUAAACAAGAUUAUAUGACUUUCAAAUGAAACUGCUACAAGAUUUUGAAUACGAAAAGACAAAAUUGAUAUGAAUUUACAGUGGAAAAAAUGAUCUUCAAUGUUUGUUGUAACAAAUGUUUUUAUUGAAAUUUUAAUCUGAAAUUUUGUAUUUUCAUUAACAAAUCUGGAAUUAUAUGGACAAUCAUUGGAGCUUCUAUUAAGGAAGAGUGAAAUAACAUAUUCGGAUAAUUCCAAAAUGUUCUCUUUCAGCAACCUUUAUAGAUUAAAUGUUUCUUUUUUUAUUGUUCUAGUCCUAAGUAUUUUGAAUAUAAGUGCAAAAUUUAUAUAAUAUUCUUUCUAUGUGUCUUGUUGAGAAACGAUCGUGUCGGAUAAGAUGAUCUAUCCAAAAUUGAGAAACCAAAUACACUAUCUUGUAGAGAGUUUCAAGGCGCAUCUAAUGGUAUAUAAUAAGUCUAUUCUCUAAAAUGUUUAGGAAGAGUUAUAAUCAAUUUACUAACGGAGGGGUAGGAUCCAAAAUGGUGACAAAUAGCUCAUCAGUAUAGUCCCUAUAAGUUAGUCGAAGGAUAUUGUAACAAAUGUUCCUUAUAUAUGGUUAUAUAGCGUUUUGACGGGCUACAAGUUUACAUAUCUAACAUCUUUAACCACAUAAUAUUCAGAAGAGAAAAACGAUGGUUUCUUAUCAACUUCACACUUUUUUUGAUCAAAAUUGAUAGUUAUAGGUUCACUGUGAUGAAUGGUGUUACUCUCAGGAGAAGUACCCAUGGAUCAAACUUUGUCAGAAACUGCGCCUUAAAUAGAGCUACAAAAUGCAUUGUUUAGUGAUUCUUCAACAUUUGCGCUAGAGUCCUAAAACUGCCUUGUAUUGGGAAAUUGUAACCAAUUUUUGCAUUAAUUUUCCUCUUUUGAGACUGUAUUUCGAUAUUUUGACUAUCAAAAGUGCAUUCUCAUUCAAAAUAAAUAUGAUAUUCGGAAUUAGCAUGAAAAAGUGCAUUGAAUAGUUUAUCUUUUAACUAAAUAGAGCAAAUGUCCCUAAUUACGACAGCAAAAAAUUGCUCUAUCUUGUUUGAGUUCGUUCACAACUAUUUUACAUGAGAAUGAAAAUAUUUUUAUAUAUCGAUGAUCCCUGGAUUGUCCUCUUUCGAAUGAUGUAUAAAUGAGUUUUCUCCUCCAAUUUUUUACCGAGAUAUCAGCGGUAUACGAUCGAGGACUCAAUCUGUCGUUAUUAGGAGCCCUGUCCCUAAUUUCGACAGCAAGCCAUUUUUGGU